CCAUGACUCCGCGCCACAACCCCUCAAACGAGCCCGAAUCAAACCGAGAUUGAAAGAUUCCCUUUCCCCGAGGGCUUUCUCGUAAUUUCCCUCAUAAGAAACGCGUUUCAUGGCCUUCGUCUCAACUGCUUUAAAUUUCACCGCGCAUCCUCGUCUUUUGAAAUACCAGAUUUACCCCUCUGCAUCCUCGAAGGUUCUUCUUCUCUCCAGCGCGCCAGCUUUCCUCAUUGCCGAUCGCCGCCGGAGAUGGAUCGUGGCUGAAGCUUCUCCGACGAGGGAUGAGGAGGUGGUCGUGGUGGAGAAGAAGGGUGUUGGAGAAUGGGGGAAGGUAUCGGCGGUUCUCUUCGACAUGGACGGCGUGCUCUGCAACAGCGAGGGAGCAGCUGGUAUGGCCGCCGUCGAUGUUUUCGCCGAGAUCGGCGUCGAAGUCGAAGCUGAGGAUUUCAUGCCAUUCGUUGGCACUGGAGACGCGAAUUUUCUUGGAAGUGUUGCUCGUCUCAAAGGAGUUGAGGAAUUUGAUACUGCAACAGCGAAGAAACGAUUCUAUGAGAUUUAUAUCAAUAAGUAUGCAAAACCUAACUCUGGAAUUGGAUUUCCGGGAGCUCUGGAGUUGGUGAUGGAGUGCAAAAGAAGAGGGCUUAAGGUUGCUGUGGCAUCUAGUGCAGAUAGGGUAAAGGUUAAUGCUAACUUGGCUGCUGCUGGUUUUGAUCCAUCUAUAUUUGAUGCGAUUGUGCCGGCUGAUGGUUUAAAGAGGUUGAAGCCGGCUCCUGAUAUUUUCCUAAAAGCAUCAAAGGACUUGAAUGCACCUGCUCAUGAGUGCAUAGUUAUUGAAGAUGCUUUUGCUGGAGUCCAAGCUGCCAAAGCAGCAGGAAUGAGAUGCAUAGCAGUGAUGACUUCACUGUCAGAAGACAAAGUGAAACAAGCUAACCCUUCACUUAUAAGAAAGGAGAUUGGAGAUAUAUCAAUUCAGGAUAUUUUGAAUGAUGAGGAGAUAAAAGAAGAAAAACCUUCAAAGUAUCUAUGCAAUGGAGUACGCUCCGGAGUAUCAAAGCUGCCAAACGGGAGGUAACUUAAUUAAUGUAAUUAUAUUUAUUAUUCAUCAAUUUUGUUUUGGCUAUAUUAUAUCCAAUUAGUUCAAUGGUCAGACUACUGCUAAAUAAUUUCAAUAAUAGUUCUAUUAAAUUGCUUCUAAA
This is a messenger RNA of Dioscorea cayenensis subsp. rotundata (Guinea yam), 1193 nucleotides long. Its product is annotated as protein SUPPRESSOR OF QUENCHING 1, chloroplastic-like. The record is from RefSeq and is a predicted model, not a curated record. The transcript has 8 exons. NCBI's taxonomy places the organism in Eukaryota, Viridiplantae, Streptophyta, Magnoliopsida, Dioscoreales, Dioscoreaceae. Bases 110 to 1069 code for a protein of 319 amino acids.